Molecule: messenger RNA, 351 nt
Organism: Rhagoletis zephyria (snowberry fruit fly)
Lineage: Eukaryota; Metazoa; Arthropoda; Insecta; Diptera; Tephritidae
Source: RefSeq, a predicted model, not a curated record
AUGCUGACGCACACCGGAGAGAAGCCCUACCAGUGCAACGAGUGCGGCCACAAGUUCAACCAGAGCAGCUCACUGCGUAAUCACAUCAUCGCCAUUCACACCAAAAAGUUUCCGCACGUCUGCUCCGUUUGCAACAAGGGCUUCCUCAUGCCGGCGGUGCUUGCCAAGCACAUCCAGCAGACGAACCACUGCGCAGAGGGCGGUGAAGCGGUGGGCAGCGCCGGUAGCUCGGCAUCACCGGGCACGACGCAGGACACCAACUCCAAGGAUGAAAACCACUACGAUGAGAAUCAACACAUUGAAAAUCAACACAAUGAGGAGUCCCUGUAUGGCAGCAUGUACAGCAGCUGA